CGAGCCCCUUUACGAGGCUUGGGAGAGAUUCAAAGAUCUUCAAAGGCAAUGCCCACAUCACAAUAUCCAGUCCUGGCACCUAAUGACGGCUUUCUAUGAAGGCCUAAAUGAGAACUCACGGAUAUUGUUGGAUGCCUCGGCGGGCGGAUCAUUCAUGAGCCUUGAACUUGACGAAGCUGAAGAACUCAUUGAGCGGAUUUCAACAAAUGGAUCCACUUGGUACUUUGACCGUCCAUCCACUCAACCGAAAAUUGGAGGCAUGUACGAAGUUGAUCAAAUGUCGGCCAUGGCUGCUAAGGUCGAUAGCAUGAUGAGCAUGAUCCAAAAGAUUGCUCAAGUCUCUGCUGUGCAAAACACUACGCCAGCACCGCCACUUGUUCCUAUUCUCAUGUGUGUAUCGUGUGGUGGACAACAUGAUCAAUCCACGUGUCCAUGGGAUGCAAUGGAGCAAGUUGAUUAUGUCAACUACAACCGGCCGCAGCAACAACAAAAUCCAUUUGGAGGAUUUAAUUCUCAAAAUAGAAAUCAUCCUGGUUUCUCAUGGAGCAAUCCCAGUGGAGCUUCAAUCCACAAGCUUAUCGAAGUUCACCACCCGGCUUUCAAAAUCAACAGCAACAACAAUUUAGAGGUGGCCAAGGUUUUGCUAACAAUCAACAAGUUAAGCAAAACCAAAGCUUCCCCUAUGUUUCCAAUCAACAAAAGCCGAUCCUGCCAACUCCUGAAACAACAUCAGCUCCCGGCUUGGAUAACAUUGUUGAUCAGCUACUCAAAUCUCAACUAGCCCAAGCCGAAACCUUGAAGAACAUUUCUGAAGGUCUUACUCAACUUCGAGCUCACAAUAGGAUGCUUGAAAAUCAAAUCUCUAGUCAAGCAUCAACAUCAUCAACAAAGGUGACCGGGAAAUUGCCAGCUUGUCCCGAGAAUCCAAGAGAGCAAAUGAAUGCUAUCACUACUC
This is a messenger RNA of Cuscuta campestris, 955 nucleotides long. NCBI's taxonomy places the organism in Eukaryota, Viridiplantae, Streptophyta, Magnoliopsida, Solanales, Convolvulaceae. The record is from the annotation of a GenBank genome assembly.